Molecule: messenger RNA, 216 nt
Organism: Macrosiphum euphorbiae (potato aphid)
Lineage: Eukaryota; Metazoa; Arthropoda; Insecta; Hemiptera; Aphididae
Source: the annotation of a GenBank genome assembly
AUGAUGUAUCGAUUGAUGGUUAUAGCCAGUAUGGUAAAUAGGGACACGGCUAACAAACCGUAUCUGACUAACGGGAAGAGGCGGCAAAGCAAUUGGCCGUGUAUCCACGAUCUGUACCAGAAUGUAGAAGCAGCCAGUGGUAAGUUGAAGCAACAAAAACUCAAAUCUGACACGCUGAGGUUGAUGAUGAAUACCGCUGUUGCGUUACGCACCUGA